This is a messenger RNA of Cryptomeria japonica (Japanese cedar), 1305 nucleotides long. RefSeq lists its product as uncharacterized. Gene Ontology annotation, molecular function: serine-type exopeptidase activity; dipeptidyl-peptidase activity. NCBI's taxonomy places the organism in Eukaryota, Viridiplantae, Streptophyta, Pinopsida, Cupressales, Cupressaceae. The record is from RefSeq and is a predicted model, not a curated record. Gene Ontology annotation, biological process: proteolysis. The coding region runs from base 100 to 1305 and encodes 401 amino acids. The transcript has 10 exons.
AUAAGUAAAGCUUCGUUAGAAGCGUACAACUAUACCCAAGUUCUGGACCAUUUUGGAUACACGCCAGAGAGCUAUCAAACCUUUCCGCAGAGAUAUUUCAUGGACAAGUCCAACUGGGGUGGCGCUCAAAAUAAUUCUCCCAUAUUUGUAUGGUUGGGUGAGGAACAAGACAUUACAGCCGAUCUAUUCGUGGGCAUCAUGAAAGAGCAGGCUCCUAACUUCAAAGCUCUUUUGGUCUACAUAGAGCAUCGUUAUUAUGGAACGUCAAUGCCAUUUGGGGGAGAGCAGGAGGCUUAUGCAAAUGCGACCACGAUGGGUUAUUUCACAUCCACGCAGACCUUGGCAGAUUAUGCGACAGUCAUUGUCGAUUUGAAGAAAACAUUAAAUGCUGAGAAGUGUCCAGUCGUUGUGUUUGGUGGUUCCUAUGGUGGAAUGCUAGCUGCAUGGUUUCGCCUUAAGUAUCCUCACAUAACAAUCGGUGCCCUCGCAUCAUCUGCUCCUCUCCUUUACUUCGACGACAUCACUCCCACUUAUGGUUAUGGCAGCGUUGUCACCAAGGACUUCAGAAAUGCAAGCGACAUCUGCUACAGAAGAAUCAAUGAAUCGUGGGCUAUGAUGGACAAAAUCGCGUCUAGCCCUCAAGGCUUGCUAAACCUAAGUAAACUAUUUAACACUUGCCAAAAUAUUACUCAUACGGUUGCCCUGUACGAUGUCCUUGAAGAUAUCUACGAGUCCGCAGCACAGUACAAUUUUCAACAAGUUGAAGGAAUCUGCGAAGCAAUCAACAGCCUACCCGGAGAUACAGACACUGUUAGCAGAAUAGCCCAUGCUGCAAGUUUAUCAUAUUUAGCCAUACCAUGCUUGGAUUUGAGUCCAAUUACUUAUUCCGGAUGGGACUGGCAGACAUGCACUGAAAUGGUGUUUCCAAUAAGCAAUCCUCCUGGCACGACAAUGUUACCUCCCUCCGUCUUUGAUAUCAAUUCCUACUCAAGGGAAUGCUACCUUCAAUUCGGAGUCUUGCCACGCCAACACUGGGCAACAACUGAAUUCGGAGGACACGAUAUAAAAAAGGUGUUGAAAGAUUUUGGAAGCAAUAUCAUUUUCUCCAACGGUUUAAGAGAUCCAUGGAGCAGUGGAGGUGUGUUGGCGAAUAUUUCUGAAAGCAUUGUAGCUAUCACCACCGAAGAGGGAACUCAUUGUGAAGACAUUGUACCAAGCACUAACGACGAUCCAGUCUGGCUGAAAGAACAACGAGGAAAAGAGAUAAUGAUCAUCCAGAAAUGGAUUAAUGAUUAUAAUAACUAA